Messenger RNA from Megalops cyprinoides (Indo-Pacific tarpon), 2269 nucleotides. RefSeq names its product potassium voltage-gated channel subfamily D member 2-like. Gene Ontology annotation, cellular component: membrane; voltage-gated potassium channel complex. Gene Ontology annotation, biological process: potassium ion transmembrane transport; protein homooligomerization. The record is from RefSeq and is a predicted model, not a curated record. Gene Ontology annotation, molecular function: A-type (transient outward) potassium channel activity; protein binding. The transcript has 7 exons. The coding region runs from base 263 to 2155 and encodes 630 amino acids. Lineage: Eukaryota; Metazoa; Chordata; Actinopteri; Elopiformes; Megalopidae.
UUAAAAUUCUAUUUUGAACUUGUUGCUGUGCCGUUCUUACCGUGCUGGGGAAAUUUCGCUGGCACUUGGGAUAAGUCGUAGCUUUCGGGGAACCGAGGAUUUCCGAGGAUUUUUAGGUGAUACAUAAGAAAACGUAUGCACCCUUUCUAAACCAAUCAUUUCAGCGAGAUGCCCUUUCGUCGCCACGCGGUCGUUCAAUAAUUGACAAAAAGGAGGAAUCAAGUCUGCUUAAGCUGGACCAAGUUGCCAAGAACGGGUCAGCAUGGCGGCGGGAGUGGCGGCUUGGCUUCCUUUCGCUCGCGCCGCAGCCAUAGGAUGGAUGCCAGUGGCGAGUGCCCCUAUGCCGGCGCCCCCGAGGGACAAGAGGAGAGCGCAGGACGGACUCAUCAUCCUCAACGUCAGCGGCACCAAGUUUCAGACCUGGCGGAACACGCUGGAGAGGUACCCGGAUACCCUGCUGGGAAGCACGGAGCGAGACUUCUUUUACCACGAGGAAACUAAUGAGUACUUUUUUGACCGAGACCCCGAUAUAUUCAGACACAUUCUUAAUUUUUAUCGCACAGGCAAACUGCACUACCCACGACACGAAUGCAUUUCUGCAUACGACGAAGAGCUGGCAUUCUUUGGGAUAAUACCAGAAAUUAUCGGGGACUGUUGUUACGAAGAGUACAAAGAUCGCCGGCGAGAGAACGCCGAAAGAAUCCAAGAUGACGAAGAUAAUGACAACAACAAUGAUUUGGCACCUCCAGAUAUGACCUUUCGGGAAUCAAUGUGGCGGGCUUUUGAAAACCCUCACACCAGCACAAUGGCGCUGGUAUUCUAUUAUGUCACUGGGUUUUUCAUCGCGGUUUCUGUCAUGGCCAACGUGGUGGAAACGGUGCCCUGUGGGACCUCGCCGAACCGAGUGAAAGAAGUGUCCUGCGGAGAGCGCUAUGCCUUGGCAUUCUUUUGCUUGGACACUGCCUGCGUGAUGAUCUUCACUGUCGAAUACAUGCUGCGUCUCUUGGCGGCGCCAAGCAGAUACAAGUUUGUGAAAAGUGUGAUGAGCAUCAUCGACGUGGUUGCCAUCAUGCCGUACUACAUCGGGCUGGUUAUGACGGACAACGAGGAUGUGAGCGGGGCGUUCGUCACUCUGAGGGUUUUCCGCGUGUUUCGGAUUUUCAAAUUCUCGCGCCAUUCCGCGGGGCUGCGUAUCCUGGGUUACACGCUGAAGAGCUGCGCCUCCGAGCUGGGAUUCCUGCUCUUCUCUCUCACAAUGGCCAUCAUUAUUUUCGCCACAGUGAUGUUCUACGCGGAGAAAGGAUCUUCAUCCAGCAAGUUUACCAGCAUCCCCGCCGCUUUUUGGUACACCAUUGUCACCAUGACAACACUCGGGUAUGGUGACAUGGUUCCCAAAACUAUCGUGGGGAAGAUUUUUGGGUCCAUCUGCUCCCUGAGUGGGGUCCUGGUCAUUGCUCUGCCUGUCCCCGUCAUCGUGUCCAACUUCAGCCGGAUCUACCACCAGAGCCAGCGGGCGGAGAAGCGUCGUGCCCAGAAGAAAACCAGGCUUGCGCGAAUUCGCGCAACGAAGAGCGGGGGCGCUAACGCCUAUUUGCAGUACAAAUGCAAUGGGCUCCUGAGUGACUCCACAGAGCAGGCCUCGAAGGAAGCCAGCCAGGCCCAGGUGUCACGGGCCAACCCCACUUUUGAGACCCAGCACCACCACCUGCUGCACUGCCUGGAGAAGACCACGAAUCACGAGUUUGUGGACGAGAAGACGUACGAGGCAAGCUGUAUGGAGAUGUCGGCGGGCAACCAGACGGGCUCGCGCUCCUCCUCCCUGUCCUCCUCCUCCACCCAGCAUGGCCUGUCCUGCUGCUCGCGCCGCCACAGGAAGAGAAGUCUCCACCUGCCCAACUCCACCCUGGCCACCAGCCAUCGUGGCAGCGUGCAGGAGCUCAGCACCAUCCAGAUCCAGGAGAGGCCCCUGGCCAACAGCCGGUCAAGCCUGAAUGCGAAGCUGGAUGAGACGGUGCCGCUGAACUGCGAUGAGCCCUACAUCACGGCAGCCAUCAUCACCAUGCCAACCCCUCCCAUGACGACACCCGAAGGCGAUGAGUCCAGCAGCUCUGCAGCCUACUCGCAGACCAAUAUCGUCAGGGUGUCAGCGCUAUAGGCUCUGCACCCACCGUGCCGAUGGCUCAGAGGAGAUUGAGAGAUGGGACAACUGCUGCACCCCCUGCUGGAGAGUGCAGACAUUACAGGGACCAGGGAGGAGGGGCUGGACCGA